Molecule: messenger RNA, 1176 nt
Organism: Dioszegia hungarica
Lineage: Eukaryota; Fungi; Basidiomycota; Tremellomycetes; Tremellales; Bulleribasidiaceae
Exons: 4
Coding region: 1-1176 (391 amino acids)
Source: RefSeq, a predicted model, not a curated record
AUGAAGAGCUCUACUGUCCUUUCGCUAUUCGCGUUCGCUGGGGUUGCGCUGGCGCACCUCCAAAUGCAGAACCCAUACCCCAUCAAGAGCCAGCAGAACCCGGCAGUUUCCAACGACGAUAAAGACUACAGCUAUACCGCUCCUUUGGUAGCUAACGGUCUUCCAUAUCCCUGCAAGGGCUACCUCGGCGCCGCUCCUUCCCUACUCACACCCCAAAAGUCAUGGCCGGCAGGCACGACCCAAUCCUUCACCAUCGCCCCGCCCGGCGCGGUACAUGGUGGCGGAUCAUGUCAGCUGUCGCUGUCGUACGAUAUGGGCAAGACGUGGAACGUCAUUUUCAGCUACAUUGGCGGGUGCAUGGCAGAGGACUUGACAAAUAGCUUUGUCAUUCCCAAGGCGGCGCCGAGUGGGGAGGCGGUGUUCAGCUGGACUUGGUUCAACAGGCUCGGGAACAGGGAGAUGUACCAGAACUGCGCUAUCGUCACCAUCACCAACGGCGGAUCCGGACUCAACAGCCGAGACUUCCCCGCUCCCUUCGUCGCCAACGCCGGCUCCGUCAAUACCUGCAGCACCGUCGAGGGGCAGGACGUCGUCUUUCCCAAUCCAGGCGCGACUGUCAAAUACUCCGGAGACUACCGGGGCACGACUCCCGCUAGCGGUCGCGGCGUGACUGGUUCCAACUGUGUGCACCCUGGAGGUGCGGACGGUGCGGGGACCAAGGGCGGUAGCGGCGGCGGUAGCGGCGGCGGUGGCGGAGGAAAUGCGGUUUCGGACGCCAAAAACCUCGCGGCUAGCCCUACACCCUCUCCGAGCGCAGCAGCCGCUUCUGCUCCGGCUUCAUCUACGUCCACGUCCACCUCGGUCCGACCCGCCUCGUCCUCCGCGGACGUCAAAGCACCUGGCGCGGUUGCUCCCGCGCCCGUCGCUUCCACCUCUACCUCCACCGUGGCUGCCGCAGCCCAGACCUCGAAAGUACGUACCUGUCGCCGCCGUCGGAGUAACGGGACCACUAUCGCCCGGAGCGUCAAUCCCAUUUCGGCGGAUCUCAAGGCGCACAGGGAACGCAGAGGGCGGAGACAUACGGGCUGGGGAGCGAGGCGGAUGGACCCAGAGUCGAGGUCGGGGAGGGUGGCGGCGAUGGCGGCGGAACGGCCGGUUUAUGCGGACAAGGUCUAG